UCACGUUUUUCCCAUUUGUCCGUGUUUGUCAUCUUCUUUCUCUCUCUCUCUCUCUCUUCGAAUCGAAACCCUAGCAAAUCCGAUUUUGUCUCUGAGAUUGAAAUUUCUCCUUUUUAAUGGCGUAAUUCUACACCAAUUUCAUCAAAUUGAGAUCAAUUUCUGAGAAUUCGAAGAAGAAAGAAGAAAUGUCAACAGAGACUACGGCGAACAAUUCCUCACCGUUUCCGCCGGCGUCAUCUCGCCGUCAUUCUUCCGAUAUGAUCGAUGAGACGCCUUUGAUUAUUAACGGAGGUGAUAACGACGGAGGUGGACGGCGAUCAGUGAGGAGACAAGGGCUGAGAGAAGCGGCGAGGCUACUAAGACAUGCAAGUAGCGGGAGGAUGAUGAUGAGAGAGCCGUCGAUGCUUGUUCGUGAAUCAGCGGCGGAGCAGCUCGAGGAGAGGCAAAGCGAUUGGGCUUACUCGAAGCCUGUGGUGGUUCUGGAUUUCGUUUGGAACCUUGCUUUCGUCGCCGUUGCUACAGCUGUUCUUGUGCUUAGUAGCGAUGAGAAGCCGAAUAUGCCACUUAGGGUUUGGAUUAUUGGAUAUGGGUUGCAAUGCAUGAUGCAUAUGUUAUGUGUUUGUGUGGAGUAUCGUAAGAGGAAUAGAAGAAGAAGUAAUAGGAGUCCAAGAUCUCGUUCUUCUUCUUCAAUGGAGGAAGAAGUGGGUUUGGGUUUGGAACUAGGGCAAUUAGAGAGUGAAAGCAACAGCAGUUUUGCUAAGCAUCUGGAAUCUGCAAACACGAUGUUUUCAUUUAUAUGGUGGAUCAUUGGAUUCUACUGGGUAUCUUCUGGUGGCCAAGAGUUAGCACAAGGAUCUCCUCAGCUUUAUUGGUUGUGUAUAGUUUUUCUCGGUUUCGAUGUGUUCUUUGUGGUUUUCUGCGUUGCUUUGGCUUGUGUUAUCGGCAUUGCUGUUUGCUGCUGCUUGCCUUGCAUCAUUGCAGUUCUAUAUGCCGUAGCAGAACAGGAAGGAGCUUCUAAAGAAGACAUUGACCAACUUACUAAAUUCAAAUUCCGAAAGGUUGGUGAUUCUGAAAAACAGAGUUUUGAUGAAGAACAAGCACAAGGAGAUUCAGGAGGAGUGAUGACUGAAUGUGGCACAGAUUCACCCGUCGAGCAUACUCUUCCUCAUGAGGAUGCAGAAUGUUGCAUUUGUCUCUCGGCGUAUGAAGACGAGACAGAGUUACGAGAACUUCCUUGUGGCCAUCAUUUCCAUUGCGGUUGUGUGGACAAAUGGCUUUACAUAAACGCUACGUGUCCUCUCUGCAAAUACAACAUACUCAAGAGCAGCAACUAUGAAGAUGGCGAGGAAGUCUAGAACAGAGGAAGAAGAAGAAACAAACUUGCAAAUAUGCGAAUCUGUAUCAUUAGCAGCGAGGAACCAAGAAAUAAAAUAGUUCAGCUUGCUGUGAUUUGUAAUACACCUUUUGAGUUAAUGUUUUCGAAUUCUGUUUACA
This is a messenger RNA of Eutrema salsugineum, 1494 nucleotides long. Its product is annotated as E3 ubiquitin-protein ligase At1g63170. The transcript has 5 exons. NCBI's taxonomy places the organism in Eukaryota, Viridiplantae, Streptophyta, Magnoliopsida, Brassicales, Brassicaceae. The record is from RefSeq and is a predicted model, not a curated record. Bases 186 to 1355 code for a protein of 389 amino acids.